AUGGCGAAGAACAAUAAAUCGGCCACUGGAGGUCCCAAAACCAGCCCUUCACCCACUCCCGAAACGCUAUUCAACACCUUGCAGACACUCCUAACCAGACUAGAAAAAAUUGAAGCUAUCAGCAACAACAUCAGCCCGACAACAGAAGCACCGCAAAACUCGAUGGAAUUAUUGUUUUCACGACUAGACGAUCUAGCCGAACGAUUAGAACGACUGGAAAGAACUCUAGAUUCCGAUUCAGUGCACCACCUAGAGAUACAAACUGAGACUCAAAUUUCACCUCAGAAACAAGGGAAGAAGUCGUACGCCUACAUUAACCGCUUUAAGAAAGGCCACACAAUCAUUCGAACUCGGCCGGGAGCAGUCAAACCUUUUUUGAACUUAUCUCCGAUGCAAAUUGUUACCAAUGUCAACCAAGCCCUUAGUUCUAUCGAUGCCAGAAUUGAUAAUACUCCAGUCCAAGUCCAAGCCGUUACACGAUUUCCCUCGGGUGACGUUAAGUUUAUUACAAAGAACCGAACAAUUGCGAGAUGGCUAUUAGAACACAAGCACACCUGGACGCAUCUAGCGGAUCCAAAUUUCACAACACCAAGGGCUACUUUUACCGUGAUGAUUCAUUCUGUCCCAACAGAGUUCGAUACCGAGAACAACAAUCACUUAGCAACGCUCUGCACUCAGAACGAUAUCCCAUGCGACAUGAUAGAAAAAACUAGAUGGCUAGGUCAACCUCAAAAGAACGGCAAGAAACACGGCACACUGUUAAUAAAUGUAAAGGACAAACAACUUGCCAGAGACAUCGAACAUGGUUGUUUAAUCAUCGACGGUAUUCCGCUCAAGGCAUCCAAAUACACCCCCGGCCCUCCUCAAUGUUUCAAUUGCCUAGAAUUCGGACAUCCAGCUUACUUCUGCAAGACACCCCCACUUUGUGCCAGAUGCGGAGUUUGA
Puccinia graminis f. sp. tritici CRL 75-36-700-3 is the source of this 945-nucleotide messenger RNA. RefSeq lists its product as uncharacterized. NCBI's taxonomy places the organism in Eukaryota, Fungi, Basidiomycota, Pucciniomycetes, Pucciniales, Pucciniaceae. The coding region runs from base 1 to 945 and encodes 314 amino acids. The transcript has 3 exons. The record is from RefSeq and is a predicted model, not a curated record. Gene Ontology annotation, molecular function: nucleic acid binding; zinc ion binding.